UAUUUAUAAUCCGUGUGGUAGUAUGAGUAUUUUUACUCUAGAAUGUAUUACGAUGCCAACAUAUCCGACUGCGUCGAGGCAGUCAGAAACCAGAACAAAUGUUGCCGCUAAGCGAGUUUGAACUUGUAAUUAAUAAAUCAAAUUAGUUUAAAAUACUGGAAAAGAAUGGAGUUAAUUACAUUUUUCUACUUGGUUUAUUACUACCUGAUGUUUAUCUUUAUUUUGUUCAUCAUUCCAGCUUCAUUUAAUAUAUCUCUUGGUUUUCGAAAUCUUUAUAUAAAUUCUCUUUUAAAAGUAUUUGAAUAUGGUAGAAAGAAACAAACGGCAAAAAAUAUUCUUAAUGAGGCUGCAAGUGGCAUUAUAGAUCAUGAGUCAGAUCAUGAGUUAGAAGCUCCUAAAAGUCCUGUACCAUCUAAUAUUUCAUAUGAAACAUUAAGCAGAAAUUUCCAACUUGCAGAUAUCUGUGAAUUUCUAAAAAGUGGAAUUGAGCAUAUUAUUGAAGAUGAGGUUACAAAAAGAUUUGAUGCAGCAGAGUUGCCAUCAUGGAAUCUUUUAAGUCGUACAAAUAUAAAUUACACAUCUGUACAAUUUAUAAGCUUUCGUCUUACAAUGAUAUGGGUUUUGGGUUUUUUAGUUAGGUACUUAAUCUUUUUACCAGUGAGAGUAACUAUUUUGACUAUUGGUCUUGGUUUUUUAUUAGCGUCAAUGUCAAUUCUUCCUCUUAUACCCAAUGUAAAUCUUCGGUUUUGGCUGUGUAAAUGGGUCACACUUUUAUCAUUUCGUAUCAUUUCUAGAGGACUUUCAAUUGUGGUCAACUUUCAUAAUAGGGAAAAUAUGGCAAAAGGAGGUGGAAUUUGUGUUGCUAAUCAUACAUCUCCGAUAGAUGCUUUUAUACUUGGUUGUGACAGAAAUUAUGCAUUAAUAGGUCAAAUGCAAUCUGGAAUUAUGGGUACAGUUCAAAAAUCUUUACUAAAGGCACAAGAUCAUAUAUUCUUCGAGCGCAGCGAGUUAAAAGAUAGACUUUUAGUUGUAAAUAGAAUGCGAGAACAUGUUGAAGACUCUCGAAAGAACCCUAUUCUUAUAUUUCCUGAAGGAACUUGCAUUAACAACACAUCUGUUAUGAUGUUUAAGAAAGGUAGUUUUGAAGUUGGCGGUGUUAUUUAUCCAGUUGCAAUUAAAUAUGAUGCAAUUUUUGGUAAUCCUUUCUGGAACUCAGCAAAAGAAUCUAUGUUACUGUAUAUAGUAAAUAUGGUGACAAGUUGGGCAAUUGUAUGUGAUGUUUGGUAUUUACCAGCAGCAGAAAAACUUCCUGGAGAAGAUGCUGUUCAAUUUGCUAACCGUGUUAAAAAAGAUAUAGCUCGUCAGGGUGGAUUGGUGGACAUGUCAUGGGAUGGAGGUUUGAAAAGAGAAGCAGUUCCUCCAAAAUUUUUACAAGAACAGCAAAAAAUAUUAGCAAAUAAAAUUAAUUGAAUUUUAUCUCAUUGCAGGCGUGUACAUAUUCAGUACUGUUUCAAGAAUCGACAUUUUACUAAUGGUUAUAAUGAUAAUUGAUUUUCUUAAAAAUAUAAAUUUUUAUGCAUAAUUUGUACAAUAAUUAUAUUCUUUCUUUUAUUGAAAAUUUGUUUUUCCAUACAAAACACGAGAUGUUUUGGUGAUAUACCUAAAAUAUAUGAGCAUAUUAAAAUAAACGAUUCAAUAGUAAAUAUAUAUUUCAGA
Hydra vulgaris (swiftwater hydra) is the source of this 1716-nucleotide messenger RNA. Its product is annotated as glycerol-3-phosphate acyltransferase 3. Gene Ontology annotation, biological process: triglyceride biosynthetic process. NCBI's taxonomy places the organism in Eukaryota, Metazoa, Cnidaria, Hydrozoa, Anthoathecata, Hydridae. Gene Ontology annotation, molecular function: glycerol-3-phosphate O-acyltransferase activity. The record is from RefSeq and is a predicted model, not a curated record. Gene Ontology annotation, cellular component: endoplasmic reticulum.